UCGCAAUGUGCUCAAGCGGAGUAGCGAAUAGAAUACGUCAUCAAAGCUGUCAUUUUCCUGAUUCCCUGCACGAUAUCUUCCUAACCACGGACGGCAGCAGUCACAGCAAUACGCAUCGGGCGAAAGCAGCGAAAGUUUGGCUCCGACUUCUCCCUUCCCCCCAAAAGCACGUGAUCGACCUCCCUUUCUCGUCGAUUGUGGAAGAGCUCCGCAUCAGCCCCAGUCACUCCGACCGACGUGCGUGGUCGGUGUGCAAGAGUGUGUGCAGCUCCCAGCUGCUCUAGUUCCUCUACUGCACGUGCGUGUUACACAUUGCAUCUCGUGUGACACCUGAGUACUCCGUGUGAAAAGUGCUUUGCCAUUUUAUUUUUCUCCCCACACGGUUACUUUGUGCGUGAUUGUGUCGUCGUGUGUGUGAAUCCUGCAAUAGUUUAAUCGUUCUGUGGAUGUCCUCUACGGGAAAAAAAAAAACGCCUACAUGGAUCUCAUCGAGGAUAUAGUGACGUGGAACAGGUAGAGGAAGAGUAAGCUUCAGCAUAUCCACAAGAGCGUCUACCUAGUGAAUUGGUGCACUGAAAUGAAACGUCCAGAAAUAACUUAGUGUACAAGUCAUUGUGGCUUAAGGCUCGCGUCGUUGGACUAAGCCACGGUUACUUCCCUUUAGAACCAUAUUGGACGAAUGAACUCGAAGAGGAAGCAAGAUCACGUGACAUCGCAGAUCCGAUGUCACCUUUGAACCAGGUCAUCCGCGACAUCCACUACCAGACCAUUUACAACUCCAGAAUAUUCGUUGCCGUGGAUCCGCUUCCCACCACCGGGCCCAAUGCGAGCGCUGGCGUGGCCAUGCAGCCUUCAACCACCUUUGGCUCCAUGGCUGCCAUCCCUCCUACGGCCGCCGCAUCAAACAACACUACCCUGCAGAAUGUCUUCAUCGCCGAAGACACGGCCACCUCCUCCUGGGACCCUUCUUGCCGCUACCUCCUGGGCACUGUCAUGUCCCUCAUCAUCCUCACCGCCAUCACGGGAAACGUCCUCGUCUGCCUGGCCAUUUACACGGAUCGUAGGCUCCGCAAGCUCGGCAACCUGUUCCUGGUGUCUCUCGCCCUCGCCGACCUCUUCGUCUCGUCCCUCGUCAUGACGUUCGCUGUCAUCAACGACCUCAUGGGGUACUGGGCAUUUGGCUCUCAAUUCUGCAAUGUCUGGAUCGCCUUCGACGUCAUGUGUAGUACUGCUUCCAUCCUAAACCUUUGUGCUAUCAGCAUGGACCGUUUCCUGCACAUCAAGGACCCCCUAAGAUACAGUCGGUGGAUGACGAAGCGUGUAGUGUUAGGGACGAUCGCCGGUAUAUGGCUGGUGUCCGCUUUUAUCUCUUUCCUUCCCAUCUCUCUCGGCUGGCACCGACCACGAGCAGAGUCCCUGGUCAUCGUGGAUGGCCUGACAACGUGUGCGUUAGACCUCUCCAAAGAGUAUGCUGUCACGUCUUCUUUAAUCUCUUUCUACAUGCCUUGUGUCGUCAUGGUAGCCCUCUACACAAGGCUGUAUAUCUACGCCCGAAGACACGUCCAGAACAUUCGUGCCGUGACAAAGCCGAUGAACUGCCAAAAGAACAGUGCAAGUCCCACCGCCAAGUUCCGCAAUGCGGGCCACCAGUCGUCCUCGUUGCACGUCAUGGACCACAAGGCAGCCAUAACCCUCGGCAUCAUCGUCGGAGUGUUCUUGAUCUGCUGGGUUCCUUUCUUUUGCGCUAAUAUCGUGGCGGCGUUUUGUAAGACUUGUAUCUCGGAUGACUGCUUCAAGUUCCUCACGUGGCUGGGGUAUCUCAAUUCAGCCCUCAAUCCAAUCAUCUAUUCCAUCUUCAACACCGAGUUUCGCGAUGCGUUCCGCAAAGUGAUCACAGCGCACGCGUGUUGCAAGGUCUUCGCUGAUAGAGCGAGGUCUCACAGUGACCUGUCUUACCGAACGAAGCGGAGUACGGUGUGUGAAACCUCGCGCGCUAACAGUCUUGGACCUUCUUGUCAUCCGGAGCGGAUCUCCCUACGAUCAGAAAUCAAUACGCGUGUCGAAAUCUGCGUCAACAACAGCACAACGCAGAUAGCCGACAUCUAGCAAUGAAUCCGCGUAUCGGAUUGGCUUGGCUUUCAACGUGAGCCGUCGAAGGGCUGACGUUCCUAUGCUUCCCCGGCUCUUGCAGACGCCGGGAUUCCUCUAGAUCUUGGCGGAACGGCUGAGAAGUACGUGUUCGUACUUCGUGUGUACAACCGGUUCAUGAUGCCCAAGACCGUUAAAGAAGACGCGGUCAAGCCCAGCGUCCAGAGACACCCACCGAAAGCAAAGACUUGCGCCCUCUACUGGUACAUGUGCGCAACACAUCUGUGACACUAAAUCGACGGCUUGUGGUUCUUUGCCGAAGCACCGCGGGUGGACGUCAUCCGCGUACGUUGUUCAUCUCUACGAUAUGCAACGACGAUCACCGAGGACUCUGCACGGAGCUGAGAGUGCGUUGAUGCUGAACAGUGGCGUAUUGUGCUGACUUUUCCGCGCAUCAGACUUGCGAGUGAACCCUUGUGGUGUGAACUACAUAGCCAAGUGAAGCCGUGUAAAACUGCUUUCGUUACAAACGUGUUACGAAGCGACAGCUUCGCUAUUGGGACAGAGUUUAAAUUAUUUAUGCACUUCCUGAGGCAGUUUGAGGGCAAUGUUCUACUCGACACGCAGCGCGGAUGAGUAAAUAUGCGCACAAGGUGUAGUAGAGGCCAAGUGAUUGACCAACGGCGGAGCGGUGAGAACCUGCUUUCGCUACAUGAAGUAGUUCGUCAAAAGACGCACUAAUCCUCUAAGUUCGAUCCACGUUUCUAUCUCUUUUCUCCUCGUACUUGCAGAGCAAUUGUUGGUCACAGAUCCGGAAGAAUGUUGGCAAAGGCCACUCCCAUGCAUGACUCGGGUUGUCCGCGAGCACGUAAGGUAGUUCCAGUUGCACAGGUUGUGUGCGCUUUUGUUAUCAUCAUCGGGCAGAAGGCUGUGCGAAUAAUCGUCAUUUUGAAUAGGAACCGAAUGUCUUCUGGGUUAUCAGGAACGCACUGUUUUGUAAUUGCUUGUAAUUACGAGCUCCAAAUUCUAAGCCAUGAUCAUCGCCUCCUUUGAUUUUCUCCGUGCAGUAAGAAAGCACAGGAGAGACACUCACUUAUAGUCGACAAGUCGGCAAACUAUACUAUAUACAUGUUCCAGGACGUUAGGAAUUGUGGGAUACUGUCUUGUCCACUUUGACUUGACCAGUAUUGACUAACCGUUCCUUUUGACGCAGACUGUAUGCCAGGGGGGGGAAGACACUAUACCAUAAUGCAUCGCGCCGUCGCCAUUUUUCGUCAGAGGGAAAAAACUGCGAGAUUGUCUCUCCUGUGUGCUUUUUCUCUCAACGGAUUGAUCACAUAACCGUGUUUACGCUACGGAAUGGCGCUUUGCUCACACUUCCUUUACAUCCAGUAAUCUAGCAAAAUGUGUAGAACGCGUCCGCGUAAACCCCACAUCACUUCGACUGCAUUUUCGUUUACUUUUUUUGCAAAAAAAAUCUCACCGUCAUUGGGCGCGGUUCUCGUAUUUUGCUUUCAUACUCUUCGAUAUUCCAUUCAAUAUCCUCUCUCCCCUUUCUUUUUGCUUUAUUUCUUCUUUCACACUGCUCGUUCAACAUUGCGUUCUUGAUUCGAAUGCAUAUUUGUUCUUUCCACAUCCGAUUCGUAUUCGAAAAUUUCGCUGUUCGCAUAGCCGUAGUAAACGCGCUCCCUUCAGUCUGUAGAGAACACGUCAGUCAGAUUGUUUUUCAUCUCAGAUUGCUGAUGGCUGAACUCUUCUCGUGUAUUUACUUUUUUUUUUCGCUUGUCUAAAGCAGGGUGUCCUAACUGCCUUGUCCUUUGGGGUCAAAAUAGAGAAAGACUCAACCUUCUUCCACACUACGACGUCAGGUUGUAUUCCCAUGUGCGCCUGUAGUGGCGUUUAGGGCGUUCUUUCAACGCUAGACCAACAGCAUACUAAACUAUUCUUCCGGCAGAAAGCAGAACCCCAGGCUAACAGAGGGUAACGCAAUGCGCAAGCACGAAGUUGGGAAUACGGGGAUAAAAGAAUAACUAACUCGUUAUAAUAAUACAACCUGAGAGGCGUACAAAAAGGCGUACACCCCACCCACCCCCCCCCCCCUUCCUCUCUCUCUCUUCAAAUCAGAAGCGACACCCCUAUCAUUCGUGGCACUGCUAUGCGGUGAAGCUCUGUUCUGAGAGCGUUGAGCAGGACACACGGCGCGCGCCUUAAGCUACGCCCACAUCGUGACUUGUGACGUCACGUGGGCUGAAAACGAAAGAAAGAAGCGAGUAAAGAACGCACGUAUUUCUCGCGUAAAAACGUCGUGUAGCGAUCGAACGUAUUUUAGACUGCCAAAAACAAAUUUCGAAAAAAAAAAACAAAGAGAACUCUUGUUUACGAUCUUGCUCUGCUCCCUAUACACUCCAAACGGAAUUUCACCACACAGCACGGUGAAGGCCGCCCAUUGCAUGGUGUAAUACCGUUAUCACUCCUGAUUUGUGGAAACCGCGGGGCGUACGCCUUUUUGUGACAAUUAACAUAACUGCAUAAGUGUCACAUAAGUCGUACGCCUCCUGUUUUUAACCAGGGGGCAGAGGGAUGUCAUCCGAGAUGGUGGUUGGCUAAGAGCGGGCUAUGCGAUGAAGUCCUUUGCAGGGGUGUAAGGCCGCGCUGCACACUUUGAAUCGCCAAUCACAACCAGCGGCCCCAAAGUGUUAUGAACGUUAUUAUUAAGGAGUCUUAAUAGAUUGGAAGCACUGUACUUUUUUUUCCCUUUCCUUCCUAGACUUACGUUUAGGAGUGAGCGUGCUUUCAGCAAGGUAGUCUGGACGCCCUGUGUGUACUUUGUUAGUUGCAGGAUACUCGAAAAGUGACCUCUAAACUGCAUGUACCAAACGAAAUGAGUUGAGAAAUAAAAAGUGAACUCGCAAUACUUUUCUCUGGCUAAUCUCUCCUGCGUGCUUCAAGCAGCACAGUUGAACCGGCACUCAGACGCAACAGGUGGGAAAAGCCGAUUAGGCCGCCAAUGCUUAGACUAAAAUCAUCUGCAUACAUGUAUAUGUGGGGGGGUCGUCGCAAC
Molecule: messenger RNA, 5149 nt
Organism: Ornithodoros turicata
Lineage: Eukaryota; Metazoa; Arthropoda; Arachnida; Ixodida; Argasidae
Product: dopamine receptor 1-like
Exons: 5
Coding region: 724-2106 (460 amino acids)
Biological process (GO): G protein-coupled receptor signaling pathway
Cellular component (GO): plasma membrane
Molecular function (GO): G protein-coupled receptor activity
Source: RefSeq, a predicted model, not a curated record